Molecule: messenger RNA, 6407 nt
Organism: Danio rerio (zebrafish)
Lineage: Eukaryota; Metazoa; Chordata; Actinopteri; Cypriniformes; Danionidae
Source: RefSeq, a predicted model, not a curated record
ACUUAAUAUUCAUGAGCUGAGCCUCAGGCAUAGUAGGAUUGGAGGUUUUCGCUUUUACUCUUAUGAAUAACCGGAAGCGCACAUCUCUGAUGUCAGGCACUUGCUCUUCUGAUCAGUCUUGUGCAGUUUUUUUCACGCUGAAAAUCCAUCGGAGUUUACUUACUUGGGUGAAGUUGUCCACAUUGCGUGUUUUCCUCCGCCUUGGAUCACUGCAUCAAGUUUGACAGCAGGACGCUGAGGAUUAAUUUUAAUUUUGGAAGAGAUUUCUACAUUCCGCUGAAAUAUGUUGUUUCUCAUGCAGACGUGUAGCAGAUCACUCUGAAGCUUCAGGAUGAGAAAAUGGCGCAUAUGUUUACUCCGCCAGGACCUCAAAGUCUCCGUAAGUUCACCCGCGAGUCCCUUAAGGCCAUCGAGAGCCGGAUCGCAGAGGAGAAUGCCAAGAAGUCCAAGAACACGGAGGAGAGAAAUAAAGACAAUGAAUGUAGCAGGAAACCCAACAGCGGUCUGGAGGCCGGGAAAACUCUGCCGUUUAUAUACGGAGAAGUUCCCAAAGGACUGGUGUCUACACCGCUGGAGGACCUGGACCAGUUCUACAGCAACCACACAACUUUUAUAGUAGUGAGCAAAAAAAAGGAAAUCUACCGUUUCAACGCCACUCCUGCCUUGUACAUCUUCAGUUCCUUCAACCUUCUGAGGAGAAUAUCAAUUCAGAUUUUGGUACAUUUUUUGUUCAAUUUUAUUAUAAUCUGCACUAUUCUGGCAAACUGUGCAUUCAUGGUCUACACACAAACCCCGGACUGGGCCAAGAGUGUAGAAUAUGUCUUCACUGGGAUAUACACUUUAGAAGCACUGGUCAAGAUCACCGCCAGGGGAUUCUGUGUGGGACGCUUUACUUUUCUCAGAGAUCCGUGGAAUUGGUUGGAUUUUAUUGUUAUAGUCAUGGCAUAUGUAACAGAGUUUGUGGAUUUGGGGAGCGUGUCCGCCCUGCGAGCAUUCAGAGUUCUUCGAGCCCUGAAAACUAUAUCAGUCGUCCCAGGGCUGAAAACCAUCGUUGGUGCUCUGAUCCAGUCAGUGAAGAAGCUCUCAGAUGUCAUGAUCUUGACCCUUUUUUGCCUGAGUGUUUUUGCAUUGGUCGGACUCCAGCUCUUCAUGGGAAUUCUAAAGCAGAAAUGUGUGUAUUCGACAUCUUUUACUGAAAACAAGGAAGCAUGUUACAAGAACAAAACAUGCAGGGAUUACAUUAACAAUCCAAGUAAUCAAUAUUUCCUACCAGGAAAAAAAGAUGCACUGAUCUGUGGAAAUUCUUCUGAUGCUGGGCAGUGUCCAGAGGGAUAUACGUGUUUAAAAGCAGGUAACAAUCCAGAUUAUGGUUACACAAGCUUUGAUUCGUUCGGCUGGGCUUUCCUUUCCUUGUUCAGACUGAUGACUCAAGACUUCUGGGAGAAUCUUUACCAACAGACUCUUCGGGCCGCUGGGAAAACCUAUAUGAUUUUUUUCGUGCUGGUCAUUUUCUUGGGAUCCUUCUACCUGGUGAACCUCAUCCUGGCUGUAGUCGCCAUGGCAUACGACGAACAGAAUCAAGCCACGAUCGACGAGGCUUUGAAAAAAGAGGAAGAGUUCAACGCCAUGCUUGAGCAGAUCACGAGACAGGAGCAGGAAGCUGAGGCUGCAGCCGAACAGUCCAAGUGUGAGGGUCUCAGUGGAGAAAAGACGGACAGUUCCUCGGACGCCUCCAAACUCAGCUCCAAAAGUGCCAAAGAGCGACGCAACCGCAAGAAAAAGAGACAACACCAGGGGGAAAGCGAGAAAGAGGAGGAUUCCAUAAAAGAGGGAAAUGACAGAAAGCCCAACUUCACUUUUGCAGUGGAUGGAAAGAUCCGGCGAUCACGGGACAGAUCAUACACGUCUCCACGUCAGUCCCCCUUGAGUUUUCAGGGUUCCCUCCUCACUCCUCGUCGGGACAGCAAAGCGAGCGUCUUCAGUUUCCGUGGACGAAUUCAUUCAGAUAACAACUACGCCGACGACGAGCAGAGCAUGUUUGAGGAGACGGGCAGCCGAAGAGACUCUCUGUUUCUUCCCACUCGACCCGAGCGUCUUUUCAGCAACGUUAGCAAAAGCAGUCUGACUCCGCACUUACUGCUGCCUUCUAACGGGAAAGCACGCUACGUGGAUGACAGCAACGGGAUGGUGAUGGUGACAAGUGGAGCAUCUGCACCAAACUCCCCUGUCAUAGCCCUGAAUACACCAGAAGUUUCCCGAAAAAGAGCCAUGUUUGACGACACUUGUGCAGACUCAGAUGACGAACGCAGAAGCAGAUGUAAUUCACAGAACUUUUCGAAGGCUUAUCGGCAGUCUAUGAGAGAGAGAGCUUUGAGUGUAGCAAGUGGCAGCAACAACCCUGCUGAAUGUUCAGAGAUCUUUAAACAGAGGUGUGAGGAGUGGUGGUUCGAGUUUGCGGAGAAUUAUUUGAUCUGGGAUUGCAGUCCCACAUGGCUGAGGAUAAAGGAGGUCGUCCACAUGAUUGUGAUGGACCCGUUUGCGGAUCUGUUUAUCACCAUCUGCAUUGUGAUAAACACAGUAUUCAUGGCCAUGGAGUGUUACCCUAUGGAUGGACCAUACUCUAGUAUGCUUUCGACUGCUAAUGUGGUUUUCAUUGGCAUCUUCACAGCAGAGAUGAUAUUCAAGGUCAUUGCGUUGGACCCGUACAGUUAUUUUCUGGAAGGCUGGAAUAUCUUCGACAGCAUCAUUGUCACUUUGAGUCUGAUGGAACUUUGUCUGGCAAAUGUUUUGUCUGGAAUUGGAUUUCUAAGACCAUUUCGACUGCUUAGGGUCUUUAAACUAGCGAAGUCGUGGCCAACGCUGAACAUGCUUAUCAAGAUCAUCGGGAACUCUUUGGGCGCUCUCAGCAACCUGACGCUGGUUCUGGCCAUCAUCGUCUUCAUCUUUGCUGUGGUGGGCAUGCAGCUGUUCGGAAAAAGCUACGGCGAGUGUGUGUGCAAGAUCUCAUCCGACUGCAUGCUUCCUCGCUGGCACAUGAACGACUUCUUCCACUCGUUCCUGAUCGUUUUCAGGGUCCUCUGCGGAGAGUGGAUCGAGACCAUGUGGGACUGCAUGGAGGUGGCAGGACAGCCUUUGUGCUUAACUGUGUUUAUGAUGGUCAUGGUGAUCGGAAAUCUGGUGGUUCUGAAUCUGUUCCUGGCUCUACUGCUUAGCUCCUUCAGUGCCGACAAUCUGGCGGUCAGUGGUGAAGAAGACGAAAACAACCUGCAGAUCGCUGUCCGUCGAAUCAGGAAAGGCUUCACUUUCAUCAAAACCUGCCUUCAGAGUUUCUUCAGGAGUGGCUGUUUACGGAAGAAGAAGCAGAAGUCUGCAGAUGGCAACAUGAUCGUGAACUGCAAGGAAAGGAAAGAUAGCACAAACCACACUACAAUAGAGCUGGUUAAAAGCACUGGAGGAACCGAUCUGGAUAGCGACACCGAGAAUUUUAUCAGCAACCCGAGCUUGACUGUUAGUGUCCCGAUUGCCGCAGAGGAGUCUGAUUUUGAGUGUCUGAACACAGAGGAUUUCAGCAGCCUUUCUUCAGACCUAGAGGAGGAUAAAGAGAAACUGUCUGACGUGGCGUCCAGCUUCUCAGAGGGAAGCACAGUCGACCUCAGACCACUCGGCAAAGAUGGAGAAGACGCCCUGGAGUUGGUACUCGAGGAAGAAGCAUAUCCUGAACCCUGUUUCACAGCAGGGUGUGUCCGGAGGUUUCGAUGUUGUCAGGUGGACGAAGAAAAGGGCAUAUGGAAGAAAUGGUGGCUGCUGAGACAGACCUGCUAUAACAUAGUGGAGCACAGCUGGUUCGAGACCUUCAUCGUCUUCAUGAUCCUGCUGAGCAGUGGUGCUCUGGCUUUUGAGGACAUUUAUCUGGACACAAGGAAGAGCGUUAAGACCAUACUGGAGUUUGCUGAUAAAGUUUUCACCUACAUCUUCAUUCUUGAGAUGCUGCUAAAAUGGGUCGCAUAUGGAUUCGCCAAAUACUUCACCAAUCUGUGGUGCUGGCUGGAUUUUGUCAUUGUUGAUGUCUCGCUGAUCAGCCUGGUGGCCAACGCCCUCAACUAUUCAGAGCUGAGUGCCAUCAAAUCCCUGCGAACACUCAGAGCCUUCCGGCCGCUUCGGGCUCUCUCACGCUUUGAUGGAAUGAGGGUGGUUGUGAACGCUCUUCUGGGCGCCAUUCCCUCCAUCAUGAACGUCCUGCUCGUCUGCCUCAUCUUCUGGCUCAUUUUCAGCAUUGUGGGUGUCAACUUCUUCGCUGGGAAGUUUUCUGAAUGUAUAAACAUAACCACGGAGCAGCGCCUGCCUGUCUCAGAGGUCUAUAACAAGACAGACUGUGAAAGAAUGGGGAAAGGAGUCCGCUGGAGAAAUGUGAUCAUUAACUUUGACAAUGUUGGGAAUGGAUACCUGGCCCUGCUGCAAGUGGCAACAUUUAAAGGGUGGAUGCCUAUUAUGUAUGCAGCGGUAGACUCUCGCAAUCCAGAAGAACAGCCGGAGUAUGAGGUGAAUCUGUACAUGUACCUCUAUUUUGUCAUCUUCAUCAUCCUUGGAGCCUUCUUCACAUUAAACCUCUUCAUUGGCGUCAUCAUUGACAACUUCAAUCAGCAGAAGAAAAAGUUUGGGGGUCAGGAUAUUUUCAUGACAGAAGAACAGAAGAAAUAUUACAACGCCAUGAAGAAACUAGGCUCAAAGAAACCCCAAAAACCCAUUCCAAGACCAAAAAACAAGAUUCAAGGACUCAUCUUUGACCUCGUAACCAAACAGGCCUUUGACAUUUUCAUUAUGGUCCUGAUCUGGCUCAACAUGGUCACUAUGAUGCUGGAGACGGAGGAUCAGUCGAUUGAAAUGACCCGUGCGCUGUACUGGAUCAAUGUCAUUUUCAUUGUGCUCUUCACCACCGAAUGCGUCCUGAAGAUGAUCGCUCUGCGCCAUUACUUCUUCACCGUUGGCUGGAAUGUGUUUGACUUUAUCGUGGUCAUCCUGUCUAUAGUUGGCAUGUCUCUAACAGAAGUCAUCAAGAAGUACUUCGUCUCGCCCACCUUGUUUCGUGUUAUUCGCCUGGCCCGGAUCGGCCGCGUCCUACGCCUCAUUCGAAGCGCCAAAGGCAUACGGACCCUUCUGUUCGCGUUGAUGAUGUCCCUUCCUGCCCUUUUCAACAUCGGCCUCCUUCUGUUCCUCGUGAUGUUCAUCUACGCCAUCUUCGGCAUGUCCAACUUUGCCUACGUCAAAAAAACGGCCGGCAUCGACGACAUGUUCAACUUCGAAACCUUUCCCAACAGCAUGCUCUGUUUGUUUCAGAUAACCACAUCGGGGGGCUGGGACGGCCUGUUAGCGCCUAUGCUAAACAGCAAACCUCCAGACUGUGAUCCGACGAAAAACUUCACUGGAAGUUCGGUCGUAGGCGACUGCGGGAAUCCGUCCAUCGGCAUUUUCUUCUUCGUAAGCUACAUCAUCAUAUGCUUUCUCAUUGUAGUAAACAUGUACAUCGCUGUUAUCCUGGAGAACUUUAGCGUAGCCACUGAAGAGAGUGCCGAACCGUUGAGCGAAGACGAUUUCGACAGGUUUUAUGAAGUUUGGGAGAAAUUCGACCCCAAAGCGACGCAAUUCAUGGAAUACGGUAAGUUGUCAGACUUCGCCGAUUCUCUAGAUCCUCCUUUGCGGAUACCAAAACCCAACCGGUUUCAGCUGAUGUCUAUGGAUUUGCCAAUGGUGACUGGAGAUCGAAUCCAUUGUUUGGAUAUUUUAUUCGCCUUCACCAAACGCGUUCUCGGGGAAGGUGGUGAGAUGGAUAUGCUUCAUGGACAAAUGGAGGACCGAUUCAUGCAAUCCAACCCGUCGAAAUCUUCUUACGAGCCCAUUACGACAACAUUGCGCAGAAAACACGAAGAUAUGUCUGCUGCGGUCAUCCAGAGAGCCUUCAGGAAGCACUUAGUCCGAGAUAGCAUGAAGAAAGUUCGCAAUUUCAAGAAAAAAAACAAGCAUCAGAAUGGGAAAGUGCCGAGUAAUCAGUCGAUGGAUAAAGAUAUGUGCAAUGAAGACUCGGACGCAACGGCAGCAACGUCCUCUCCGCCGUCCUACAGUAGUAUCACGGAGAACGCCAAAAAUAAAUACGAGAAGGACAAGCAUGAGAAGGAAGUGGGCGACAAAGGUAAUCAAGUGAAGAAGAAGUAGCUAUUUAUUUCAUUGAUAUUAACAAUUGUUUACAACUUUUACUUCAAGUUGUUUGUCAGGGUCAGUUGGUGUUGUGUUUACGCCGUACUGCCUGAACAUACUUGAACUUUGUGCCUAUUCUGGAGCUGUGAUUAACAUUGGUUAGGCGGUGAAUCUGCUGCGCCUAACCUGUUUCACUCACUGGAUAUAAAAAGAUGGAC